AACCGGCACAACACAACAAAAUGGCUGCCGCGCCGCUGGGCCCCUGAGGAAAGAGCCCGAACUUCUCCCGCUCUACCUCAGCCUGCGGGACUGCUCGGCUCGGCUUCUAGGCGAGACAGGGGCUCCCUGUGUUUCCCAGGCUGCAGUGCAGUGGCCAGUCACAAGGUUGAUCAUAGCACAUUGUAGCCUGGAGCUCCUGGGAUCAAGCAAUCCUCCUGCCUCAUCCUCUGGAGUAACUGGGACUGCAAGUAUACAUACCGUGCCUGACGAAAUAUCACAAUAUUUGGUUUUGAUGAACACCUGGCUUUAUUCUUGCAAUGAAGAAAGGUUCUCAACAAAAAAUAUUCUCCAAAGCAAAGAUACCAUCAUCAUCUCACUCUCCUAUCCCAUCAUCUAUGUCCAAUAUGAGAUCUAGGUCACUUUCACCUUUGAUUGGAUCAGAGACUCUACCUUUUCAUUCUGGAGGACAGUGGUGUGAGCAAGUUGAGAUUGCAGAUGAAAACAAUAUGCUUUUGGACUAUCAAGACCAUAAAGGAGCUGAUUCACAUGCAGGAGUUAGAUAUAUUACAGAGGCCCUCAUUAAAAAACUUACUAAACAGGAUAAUUUGGCUUUGAUAAAAUCUCUGAACCUUUCACUUUCUAAAGACGGUGGCAAGAAAUUUAAGUAUAUUGAGAAUUUGGAAAAAUGUGUUAAACUUGAAGUACUGAAUCUCAGCUAUAAUCUAAUAGGGAAGAUUGAAAAGUUGGACAAGCUGUUAAAAUUACGUGAACUCAACUUAUCAUAUAACAAAAUCAGCAAAAUUGAAGGCAUAGAAAAUAUGUGUAAUCUGCAAAAGCUUAACCUUGCAGGAAAUGAAAUUGAGCAUAUUCCAGUAUGGUUAGGGAAGAAGUUAAAAUCUUUGCGAGUCCUCAAUUUGAAAGGCAACAAGAUAUCAUCGCUCCAAGAUAUAAGCAAGUUGAAACCGCUUCAAGAUUUGAUUUCUCUGAUCCUAGUUGAAAAUCCAGUUGUGACCCUUCCUCAUUACCUCCAGUUUACCAUUUUCCACCUCCGUUCAUUGGAAAGUUUGGAAGGUCAGCCAGUAACCACUCAGGAUAGACAGGAGGCUUUUGAGAGAUUCAGUUUAGAAGAGGUAGAAAGACUGGAAAGAGACCUAGAAAAAAAGAUGAUAGAAACUGAAGAGCUUAAGAGCAAACAAACAAGGUUCCUUGAGGAAAUUAAAAAUCAAGAUAAAUUGAAUAAAUCAUUAAAAGAGGAGGCCAUGUUACAGAAACAGAGCUGUGAGGAACUCAAGAGUGACUUAAACACAAAAAAUGAAUUGCCCUUGUCUUGGUUUCUUGCAGGCCCUUUUCUGCUGAUUCUUUAUUCUUCCUUAAAGCUAAAACAGAAGACCAUAGAAUUAACACGAGCAUGUCAGAAGCAAUAUGAGCUGGAACAGGAAUUGGCCUUUUAUAAAAUUGAUGCUAAAUUUGAGCCACUAAAUUAUUAUCCAUCAGAGUAUGCUGAAAUUGAUAAAGCCCCAGAUGAAAGCCCUUACAUUGGCAAAUCCAGAUACAAGAGAAAUAUGUUUGCCACAGAGAGUUAUAUUAUUGACAGUGCUCAGGCAGUACAGAUCAAGAAGAUGGAGCCAGAUGAACAACUUAGAAAUGAUCACAUGAACUUGAGAGGCCACACACCACUGGACACGCAACUGGAAGACAAAGAAAAAAAAAUAAGUGCAGCACAAACUCGACUAUCAGAACUGCAUGAUGAAAUAGAAAAGGCAGAACAACAAAUUUUGAGAGCUACUGAAGAAUUUAAACAACUGGAAGAAGCUAUACAACUAAAAAAGAUUUCAGAAGCAGGGAAAGACCUUCUUUACAAGCAGUUGAGUGGUAGACUACAACUUGUAAAUAAAUUACGCCAGGAAGCUCUGGAUCUAGAACUGCAGAUGGAAAAGCAAAAGCAGGAAAUUGCCGGAAAGCAGAAGGAGAUUAAGGACCUGCAAAUAGCCAUAGAUAGCCUGGAUUCCAAAGACCCAAAACAUUCCCAUAUGAAGGCUCAAAAGAGCGGUAAAGAACAACAGCUUGACAUUAUGAACAAGCAGUACCAACAACUUGAAAGUCGUUUGGAUGAGAUACUUUCUAGAAUUGCUAAGGAAACGGAAGAGAUUAAGGACCUUGAAGAACAGCUUACUGAAGGCCAGAUAGCAGCAAAUGAAGCCCUGAAGAAGGAUUUAGAAGGUGUUAUCAGUGGGUUGCAAGAAUACCUGGGGACCAUUAAAGGCCAGGCAACUCAGGCCCAGAAUGAGUGCAGGAAGCUGCGGGAUGAGAAAGAGACAUUGUUGCAGAGAUUGACAGAAGUCGAGCAGGAGAGAGACCAGCUGGAAAUAGUUGCCAUGGAUGCAGAAAAUAUGAGGAAGGAGCUUGCAGAGCUAGAAAGUGCCCUCCAAGAGCAGCAUGAGGUGAAUGCAUCUUUGCAGCAGACCCAGGGAGAUCUCAGUGCCUAUGAAGCUGAGCUAGAGGCUCGGCUAAACCUAAGGGAUGCUGAAGCCAACCAGCUCAAGGAAGAGUUGGAAAAAGUAACAAGACUUACCCAGUUAGAACAAUCAGCCCUUCAAGCAGAACUUGAGAAGGAAAGGCAAGCCCUCAAGAAUGCCCUUGGAAAAGCCCAGUUCUCAGAAGAAAAGGAGCAAGAGAACAGUGAGCUCCAUGCAAAACUUAAACACUUGCAGGAUGACAAUAAUCUGUUAAAACAGCAACUUAAAGAUUUCCAGAAUCACCUUAACCAUGUGGUUGAUGGUUUGGUUCGUCCAGAAGAAGUGGCAGCUCGUGUGGAUGAGCUAAGAAGAAAACUGAAAUUAGGAACUGGGGAAAUGAACAUCCAUAGUCCUUCAGAUGUCUUAGGGAAAAGUCUUGCUGAUUUACAGAAACAAUUCAGUGAAAUUCUUGCACGCUCCAAGUGGGAAAGAGAUGAAGCACAAGUUAGAGAGAGAAAACUCCAAGAAGAAAUGGCUCUGCAGCAAGAGAAACUGGCAACUGGACAAGAAGAGUUCAGGCAGGCCUGUGAGAGAGCCCUGGAAGCAAGAAUGAAUUUUGAUAAGAGGCAACAUGAAGCAAGAAUCCAGCAAAUGGAGAAUGAAAUUCACUAUUUGCAAGAAAAUCUAAAAAGUAUGGAGGAAAUCCAAGGCCUUACAGAUCUCCAACUUCAGGAAGCUGAUGAAGAGAAGGAGAGAAUUCUGGCCCAACUCCGAGAGUUAGAGAAAAAGAAGAAACUUGAAGAUGCCAAAUCUCAGGAGCAAGUUUUUGGUUUAGAUAAAGAACUGAAGAAACUAAAGAAAGCCGUGGCCACCUCUGAUAAGCUAGCCACAGCUGAGCUCACCAUUGCCAAAGACCAGCUGAAGUCCCUUCAUGGAACUGUUAUGAAAAUUAACCAGGAGCGAGCAGAGGAGUUGCAGGAAGCAGAGAGGUUCAGCAGAAAGGCAGCACAAGCAGCCAGAGAUCUCACCCGAGCAGAAGCUGAGAUCGAACUCCUGCAGAAUCUCCUCAGGCAGAAGGGGGAGCAGUUUCGACUUGAGAUGGAGAAAACAGGUGUAGGUACUGGAGCAAACUCACAGGUCCUAGAAAUUGAGAAACUGAAUGAGACAAUGGAACGACAAAGGACAGAGAUUGCAAGGCUGCAGAAUGUACUAGACCUCACUGGAAGUGACAACAAAGGAGGCUUUGAAAAUGUUUUAGAAGAAAUUGCUGAACUUCGACGUGAAGUUUCUUAUCAGAAUGAUUACAUAAGCAGCAUGGCAGAUCCUUUCAAAAGACGAGGCUAUUGGUACUUUAUGCCACCACCACCAUCAUCAAAAGUUUCCAGCCAUAGUUCCCAGGCCACCAAGGACUCUGGUGUUGGCCUUAAGUACUCAGCCUCAACUCCUGUUAGAAAACCACGCCCUGGGCAGCAGGAUGGGAAGGAAGGCAGUCAACCUCCCCCUGCCUCAGGAUACUGGGUUUAUUCUCCCAUCAGGAGUGGGUUACAUAAACUGUUUCCAAGUAGAGAUGCAGACAGUGGAGGAGAUAGUCAGGAAGAGAGUGAGCUGGAUGACCAAGAAGAACCCCCAUUUGUGCCUCCUCCUGGAUACAUGAUGUAUACUGUGCUUCCUGAUGGUUCUCCUGUACCCCAGGGCAUGGCCCUGUAUGCACCACCUCCUCCCUUGCCAAACAAUAGCCGACCUCUCACCCCUGGCACUGUUGUUUAUGGCCCACCUCCUGCUGGGGCCCCCAUGGUGUAUGGGCCUCCACCCCCCAACUUCUCCAUCCCCUUCAUCCCUAUGGGUGUGCUGCAUUGCAACGUCCCUGAACACCAUAACUUAGAGAAUGAAGUUUCUAGAUUAGAAGACAUAAUGCAGCAUUUAAAAUCAAAGAAGCGGGAAGAAAGGUGGAUGAGAGCAUCCAAGCGGCAGUCGGAGAAAGAAAUGGAAGAACUGCAUCAUAAUAUUGAUGAUCUUUUGCAAGAGAAGAAAAGCUUAGAGUGUGAAGUAGAAGAAUUACAUAGAACUGUCCAGAAACGUCAACAGCAAAAGGACUUCAUUGAUGGAAAUGUUGAGAGUCUUAUGACUGAACUAGAAAUAGAAAAAUCACUCAAACAUCAUGAAGAUAUUGUAGAUGAAAUUGAGUGCAUUGAGAAGACUCUUCUGAAACGUCGCUCAGAGCUCAGGGAAGCUGACCGACUCCUGGCAGAGGCUGAGAGUGAACUUUCAUGCACUAAAGAAAAGACAAAAAAUGCUGUUGAAAAGUUCACUGAUGCCAAGAGAAGUUUAUUGCAAACUGAGUCAGAUGCUGAGGAAUUAGAAAGGAGAGCUCAGGAAACUGCUGUUAACCUCGUCAAAGCUGAUCAGCAGCUAAGAUCGCUCCAGGCUGAUGCAAAGGAUUUGGAGCAGCACAAAAUCAAGCAAGAAGAAAUCUUGAAAGAAAUAAACAAAAUUGUAGCAGCAAAAGACUCAGACUUCCAAUGUUUAAGCAAGAAGAAGGAAAAACUGACAGAAGAGCUUCAGAAACUACAGAAAGACAUAGAGAUGGCAGAACGCAAUGAGGAUCACCACCUGCAGGUCCUUAAAGAAUCUGAGGUGCUUCUUCAGGCCAAAAGAGCCGAGCUGGAAAAGCUGAAAAGCCAGGUGACAAGUCAGCAGCAGGAGAUGGCUGUCUUGGACAGGCAGUUAGGGCAUAAAAAGGAGGAGCUGCAUCUACUCCAAGGAAGCAUGGUCCAGGCAAAAGCUGACCUCCAGGAAGCUCUGAGACUGGGAGAGACUGAAGUAACUGAGAAGUGCAAUCACAUUAGGGAAGUAAAAUCUCUUCUGGAAGAACUGAGUUUUCAGAAAGGAGAACUAAAUGUUCAGAUUAGUGAAAGAAAAACUCAACUUACACUUAUAAAGCAGGAAAUUGAAAAAGAGGAAGAAAAUCUUCAGGUUGUUUUAAGGCAGAUGUCUAAACAUAAAACCGAACUAAAGAAUAUUCUGGACAUGUUGCAACUUGAAAACCAUGAGCUACAAGGUUUGAAGCUACAACAUGACCAAAGGGUAUCUGAAUUAGAGAAGACUCAGGUGGCAGUGCUAGAGGAGAAACUGGAGUUAGAGAAUUUGCAGCAGAUAUCCCAGCAGCAGAAAGGGGAAAUAGAGUGGCAGAAGCAGCUCCUUGAGAGGGAUAAACGAGAAAUAGAACGAAUGACUGCUGAGUCCCGAGCUUUACAAUCGUGUGUUGAGUGUUUGAGCAAAGAAAAGGAAGAUCUCCAAGAGAAAUGUGACAUUUGGGAAAAAAAGUUGGCACAAACCAAAAGGGUUUUAGCAGCAGCAGAAGAAAAUAGCAAAAUGGAGCAAUCAAACUUAGAAAAGUUGGAAUUGAAUGUCAGAAAACUGCAGCAGGAACUAGACCAACUAAACAGAGACAAGUUGUCACUGCAUAACGACAUUUCAGCAAUGCAACAGCAGCUCCAAGAAAAACGAGAAGCAGUAAACUCACUGCAGGAGGAACUAGCUAAUGUCCAAGACCAUUUGAACCUAGCAAAACAGGACCUGCUUCACACCACCAAGCAUCAGGAUGUGUUGCUCAGUGAGCAGACCCGACUCCAGAAGGACAUCAGUGAAUGGGCAAAUAGGUUUGAAGACUGUCAGAAAGAAGAGGAGACAAAACAACAACAACUUCAAGUGCUUCAGAAUGAGAUUGAAGAAAACAAGCUCAAACUAGUCCAACAAGAAAUGAUGUUUCAGAGACUCCAGAAAGAGAGAGAAAGUGAAGAAAGCAAAUUAGAAACCAGUAAAGUGACACUGAAGGAGCAACAGCACCAGCUGGAAAAGGAAUUAACAGACCAGAAAAGCAAACUGGACCAAGUGCUCUCAAAGGUGCUGGCAGCUGAAGAGCGUGUUAGGACUCUGCAGGAAGAGGAGAGGUGGUGUGAGAGCCUGGAGAAGACACUCUCCCAAACUAAACGGCAGCUUUCAGAAAGGGAGCAGCAAUUGGUGGAGAAAUCAGGUGAGCUGUUGGCCCUCCAGAAAGAGGCAGAUUCUAUGAGGGCAGACUUCAGCCUUCUGCGGAACCAGUUCUUGACAGAAAGAAAGAAAGCUGAGAAGCAGGUGGCCAGCCUGAAGGAAGCACUUAAGAUCCAGCGGAGCCAGCUGGAGAAAAACCUUCUUACAAUUAAUGAAGACUCAGAAAGGGAUAGUAGCUUAUUAUCAAAGGAGCAAAAACAGGAGAACAGCUGCAUACAAAAGGAAAUGGCAACAAUUGAACUGGUAGCCCAGGACAACCAUGAGCGGGCCAGGCGCCUGAUGAAGGAGCUCAACCAGAUGCAGUAUGAGUACACGGAGCUCAAGAAACAGAUGGCAAACCAAAAAGAUUUGGAGAGAAGACAAAUGGAAAUCAGUGAUGCAAUGAGGACACUUAAAUCUGAGGUGAAGGAUGAAAUCAGAACCAGCUUGAAGAAUCUUAAUCAGUUUCUUCCAGAACUACCAGCAGAUCUAGAAGCUAUUUUGGAAAGAAACGAAAACCUAGAAGGAGAAUUGGAAAGCUUGAAAGAGAACCUUCCAUUUACCAUGAAUGAGGGACCUUUUGAAGAAAAACUGAACUUUUCCCAAGUUCACAUAAUGGAUGAACACUGGCGUGGAGAAGCACUCCGGGAGAAACUGCGUCACCGGGAAGACCGACUCAAGGCCCAACUCCGACACUGUAUGUCCAAGCAAGCAGAAGUAUUAAUUAAAGGAAAGCGGCAGACAGAGGGCACUUUACACAGUUUGAGGAGACAAGUAGAUGCUUUAGGGGAAUUGGUCACCAGCACCUCUGCAGAUUCAGCGUCAUCACCCAGUCUGUCUCAGCUGGAGUCUUCCCUCACAGAGGACUCUCAACUUGGACAAAAUCAGGAAAAGAAUGCCUCAGCCAGAUGAGGAAUACUGUCUUGUGUAAAUAUAUUCAAGGAAAACACCUCCACUACCUCACUGACUUCAUAAUUGGAAUGUCACAUGGUUUUUUUAAUCAAGAUGCAGUGAACUGAGAUUCUGAAACUCCACUGUAGUUUACUUUGCCUGUACCAUUAAUGCCAAUGUUUUUAUAAAUCACUUGUACAUAGUACAUAUGGGAAUAGUUGCAUAUGGGAAUUUAAACCAACAUGUGGCUGAGCCUUUUUUUUUUUAAUCUUCGUAACAUGUUUAAAAAAAAACAGUGAUUUUAACUGCAUAUUUGAACCUACAAACUGGUAAAUCUUAUUAACAAAAAGAAUGUACUUAAGGCCCUCUUUAUUUAUAGUGUCGAGUUAUUUUUGAAUUUUGCUUAAAAUCUAUUUUUCAUAUGAAAAUAAAAGAUAACAAUCAA
Messenger RNA from Homo sapiens (human), 7821 nucleotides. It is a transcript of the gene CNTRL, whose product is annotated as centriolin. Lineage: Eukaryota; Metazoa; Chordata; Mammalia; Primates; Hominidae. Gene Ontology annotation, cellular component: meiotic spindle pole; cytoplasm; meiotic spindle. The record is from RefSeq and is a predicted model, not a curated record. The transcript is spliced from 46 exons. Bases 318 to 7397 code for a protein of 2359 amino acids.